Molecule: messenger RNA, 12449 nt
Organism: Pelobates cultripes (western spadefoot toad)
Lineage: Eukaryota; Metazoa; Chordata; Amphibia; Anura; Pelobatidae
Source: the annotation of a GenBank genome assembly
GUUAAUAUAAACCUUUAUAUAUCUAAAAAAAAUUUUUUAAAAAAAGCAUACAUUUCCCAUGAUUCGUUCGGCACAGCAGGUAGUCUUCUCGGUUAGUGAGGAAUAAUUUGCUUUCCCAGGCUCUUAUCGCACUCACAGCGCCUUAAACACAGGUAGGAGGUGAAGCUGUAUUUAUUAUGGGUCUCUCUGUGACGUCUCUUUAUUGAAUAGGCCUGUCUCAUCCCCCAGCUCUCUCUCAUUAUCCAGCUCUCUCAUUAUCCAGCUCUCUCAUCACACAGCUCUCUAAUUAAUCAGCUCUCUCAUUAACCAGCUCUCCCAUUAUACAUAUCUCCCAAUUACCCAGCUCUCUCUCUUCACACAGCUCUCUCUCAUUAACCAGCUCUCUCAUCAACCAGCUCUCUCCCAUUAACCAGCUCUCUCCCAUUAACCAGCUCUCUCCCAUUAACCAGCUCUCUCCCAUCACCCAGCUCUCCCAUUAACCAGCUCUCUCCCAUUAACCAGCUCUCUCCCAUUAACCAGCUCUCUCCCAUUAACCAGCUCUCUCAUCAACCAGCUCUCUCCCAUCAACCAGCUCUCUCCCAUUAACCAGCUCUCUCCCAUUAACCAGCUCUCUCCCAUUAACCAGCUCUCUCAUCACACAGCUCUCUCAUUAACCAGCUCUCCCAUUAUACCCAGCUCUCUCUCAUCACCCAGCUCUCUCCCAUUAACCAGCUCUCUCCCAUUAACCAGCUCUCUCAUCACACAGCUCUCUCUCAUCACCCAGCUCUCUCCCAUUAACCAGCUCUCUCAUCACACAGCUCUCUCCCAUUAACCAGCUCUCUCAUCACCCAGCUCUCUCUCAUCACCCAGCUCUCUCCCAUUAACCAGCUCUCUCAUCACACAGCUCUCUCCCAUUAACCAGCUCUCUCAUCACACAGCUCUCUCUCAUCACACAGCUCUCUCCCAUUAUACAGCUCUCCCAUUAAGCAGCUCUCCCAAUUACCCAGCUCUCUCUCAUCACCCAGCUCUCUCUCAUCACCCAGCUCUCUCUCAUCACCCAGCUCUCUUAUUAACCAGGUCUCCCCCAUUAUACAUCUCUCUCCCAUUAUACAUGUCUCCCGUCAACCAUGUCUCUCUCAGUAACCAUCUCCCACAUCACUCAGCUCUCCUAUCACACAGCUCUCUCUCAUUAUACAUCUCUCCCAUUGGACCUGUAAGUAAAACCCAGGAUUGGCCCCAUUGGGUGCCAUGUAUAAUCUCUCAGAGACACAAAAACAGCUACUAUACUUUCUUCUUAAAUAUUUUUAUUAGGCGCGCGUGUGUGUGUGUUGCUAAAUUCAAACUGAUAUUUGAUCAUAUUACAUUAUGCUGGGACAGGCCUCACUUCUAAUAUGUAUGUUGGGCAACACAGACAAAGUGCUGUGUAUGAAGAGUGUGACAGUUAAAUGUUGCAGAUAGGAAAACCAAUUGUACAAUGGCAGCAUAUUGCAGGGUAGCACCUUUCAUGCGCUAUUCAUCAACAGGCAGAAAUUGUGUCCGUGAAAACAAUAUGAUGGGGGUUCGGAGGACACCUUGGUGCUGUAACACUAAACUAUAAAUUGUGUUUUGUUCUAUAUUUUGUCUUCUGUUUUGUAUAUUACUGUGGAUUUAUCUCCUCACUUAUAACGUAAUAUAGAGGGUAAGAUAUCCUCCCUUUGUACUUUAGCUCUCUACUAUUGGUAUAUGUGUUUGUAGCGGUAUACCUUCGAGAAGAUGGGUUACAACCACCUAGGGUGUCCCUUCCAAGUGAAUACAGCCCUGGAGUGAUUAUACCCUACUGCAUGAAGUACCGCUGUCUCACCCACACACUAGUCAAGACUAGUGAAGGAUGAAUUAGAACUGGUUUUAUGGAGCAAAUUACAUAGCUUUAUACCCAGACCCAUUCAUAGUAGUACAAUCCUACCCAGGCUAAAUUCAUUAUCUGCUGGACACAGAGAGCGCAACACACAUAACACUCUAAAACACAAGUAACAAUGCAAAAAAGCCCCACAUACCAUAUAUCCCUGGAAAGGUCUCUCUGGAGUGCCCAUUCUGUCAAAAAAGCGCUCUGAUUGGAUGUGACUAGCCCGAAUUCAAUGGAAGUACAAACUUCAGCUUGACGCGGGUAGACUCCGAUCCAUUGUAGAGUUCCAGAGUGCUGGGUAGAGUAAAUGCUGGGUAGAGUUCCCAGGUUACUUAAAUAUACAGUGCUUUCCGUGUACAUGGAGCUUCCCCAAGUCUGUGGUGUCAUUAGAUGCCUCUCCACCUCCUCUGUUAACCCUCCAAAAAGCUUAUUGAUGAACAUGGGACUGAAAGCACUCUAUUUAACGUUUUUUUUAGCGGAUCGUUACUCUGCGUUCCGCUUUAGAGUUCUACACUGAUUUAGGGCUACUCCCGGUCAGGCGCACCAUGUCUCAGCGGCUCCUGUGGCGGUAAAUAAGCGGUACUGGGUCAUCAGAAAGGGCCACCGAUGCUGGGAGACAUGGGUUGGAGGGUUAGUCCAUACUGUUGUAGUGUUUUGACAGGGUGUGGGAGUAUAGGGACCAUGUACAGGGUCUGUAAUAGUGUUGAACUCACAUUUAUGAGUGUUACACCUGUUCUGCAUAGUUUGACAUUUUGUAAUGUGGUCUGAAACCCACUGAAACCAUUGUCGUUUUAUGUUUUAAAUGCAGGCUCCAUGGUUGUUUUGAUUUGAGUAAAGGUGUCAUUUUAUGCAGUCUUUCUUCAAUCCAUUGCCAAGAAUGUAUGAAUCUGAAUUGGACAUAAAACACAGGAAUCUAUGCAGAGAAGGGACCUGCAAAACCAGUGUGCCAUUGAAGGUAAGCAAAAACCUCCUUUAGUGCACCUCCCUUCCCCCUUUUUUCUCUCUCCAUCUCAUUCUUCUUUGAGAUUCCCAUCCUUUAUUUCUCUUUGUAUUUUUAUAAUUACACUCUUCAAUUCCCUCCUCUUUCUAAUUGCCUUUAUUUAUAUUUAUUAACUUUUUUUUUUUUUUCUUGUGUCAGAUGCCAAUAUCAGGUUACUGCCAAUUUGUUUUGCUUUCUUCAUGCCCUGCUGUGGGAUUCUUUUGACAAAUGAAUUGUGGGUAAACUACUCUUGACCAUAGAACCUUGCUUGAAGUGGAUCUGUCUCUUUUCAGUAGUUUAGAAAGAUGCACUCUUUAUGAGAUACUGAUCCUGACUGCAUUGGGGUUUUUCUGAAAUUCCACGCAAUCCAGAGAUUCCAUAAGACCAUGUAGAGACUAUUUGGUCUUAUGUUAAAUCUAAGGUUAAUAAAAGGCAGAGCUCCAUUAAACUUUUUCAACCAAUCAUGGCAGCCAUCACAAUUGACAGCUGUGAUAUUCAGUAAUCGAUUGAUGGAGGCUGUAACUGAAUCUUUCAGUACCUGGCACUUGGGGAGGACUGCAGGUCAGUGUCCUUUCAAUUGACUUUGGGCCUUGGACUGGAAUUGGGUCCUGUUUAGGGGAGGCAGGUACACGGGGAUCAUUCAGACUGCUUUCCUACCUUGUUUGGGUUUGUGAAGUUGGGAUAUCCUUGUUUUAAGAGUAUUAUUUCAUGAUCUCCAUUGCCCUCUGUUGGUAGAAACUGGGAAAACGCAUUAAUUCCAUCUAUAUAAAUAUCUGUUUUCAUAUAUUUUGGAAAGUUGUAAUUGUGUUUAUAUAGCUGAGAAAUUAUGUUGCUUGUUCUUUAGCUUACGCAGUCUCGGGAUCCUACAUUAGUUAUUAAUACUAACAACGCGCUGGCAAAUUCCAUAGCACUGUACAAUAGGUGGAUAUGUAUUUGCAACAAGAUGAGCUGGACACGGAUGCACCAGAACAGAGGGUGUUGAAUGCCCUGUUGAAACGACCUUACAUUCUAGAGGGAGUGCGGUAAAGUGUCACGGUACGGAUGGGAGGUGUUUCAUGUAUGUGGAAAAAAUAACUUACUAGAAUUGUUUACAGUGAAGAGUUAGUCUAUUAGAUGACACAGUUGCAGGAGAGGAAGCAGGGUUGGAUACCGAGGUGCGUGGAGGGAAAGCUAUAACAGUUUAAUAGAUGUGCUUUCCUAAAGAAGUGAGUUUUUAAAGAUCUUUUGAAGACUGGGUGAGCGUCUAAUGGAGCAAGGAUGGGAGUUCCAUAGGAACGGCGCAGCCGUGUCAGAGGCCCGAGCAUGAACAGAGAAUAGAUGUCAAUCUUCUGGAGACCAUUGGGGCCUGGAUACUACAUAAUUAUGUAUCCGUGUGUGGAUAUGUAGUUAGCAGUAGCGAGAUGUAGAGAUUUGUGAGCAAGGACUAGAAUUUUAAAUUGAGCCCUCUAUCUUACAGUAAGCCAGUGUAAGGACUGAGACAAAGGAGGCAUGGGAGGUGUGAGCAGAGAGGAAGAUGAGCCUCGCCACAGCAUUCAUUAUAGACUGUAAUGGGACCAGCUAGGAAAGAAGAUUGCAGUAGUCAAGGCGAGAGAUGGGGUGGAUUCGCAUUGUUUUUGAGAUAGAAGUGGUAGGUAGCGCUAAGUGACUGGAUUUGAGGGGUGAAGGAGAGGUUGGAAUCAAAGAGAACACUUAUUCAGCAUACCUACGAGGUAGAGUUGAUGGUAGCACCACUGACUUGGAGAGUAGCAACGCUUCAGCGAGGAAAGACAAAAAGCUCUGUUUUGGACAGGUUAAGUUUAAGACAAUGAGCAGCCAUCCAGUUAGAAAUAGCAGAGAGGCAGUCAGAAACGUGAGCGAUCUGGAGAGGACAGAUUUGCGUGUCAUAUGAAUAGAAAUUAUCAGCCAAAAGAGCUGACUAGUUUACCAAGGGAGGCUCUCUAGAUCGAAAACCGUAAGGAACCAUGCACAGAACCCUGGGAACACCGAUAAAGGGGUUGCGGAGGAGAGCAAGAACUAGAAAUGGAAUCCUUGAAAGAGCCCUGCGAGAGAUAGGAGGAGAAAUUAGGAAAGUGCAGAGUUUUGUAGAUCGAAGUUACGGGGGAUAAGAAGCUGAUCAACAGUGUUGUAAGCAUCAGAAAGAUUUAGGAGAGAAUAGCAGGAAUUAAAUAAUUUUGGAUACUCCUGUCAGGGCAGUUUUAACAGAGUGAUGAGUAAGGAAUUUGGAUCGAAGCCGGUCGAGCAGAGAGUCUGAUUUAAGGAAAUCAGUCACAACUUUUAAGGAUCUUGGAGGCAAACGGGUAGUAGUGAGAUGUCAGUAGUUAGAUGUGCAGUUAGGGUCAAGGUCUGUUUUUUAGAGUCGUGAUUAUGGUUGUGUGCUUCAAGAAUGAAGGAAAUAUGCGAGAAGAUUGAAUAUUUUAGUGAGGGUCAAAGAAGGAGACAGAGCACGAGUGAGAUGUGAGGGAAUAGGAUCGAAGGAACAAGUGGUGGGGCUGGAGGUCCGAAGCAAAGCAGAAACCUCAGCUGAUGUAGUGGGUGCAAGUGAGCAUAAAACAGAGGAAUCCAGUGAUGCAUUCUUGCUGUCCCAGUCACUUUAACAACUGGUGGGGGACGCUGGACCAACUCUUCCACAAGAGAGCUUCAUCUGUUUGCUACCAUGCUGCGUUUCAUCACUGUUUGCCUUACAAGACGUAAUAAAGCCUAGCCUAUGGCCCAGCUAGCCCCACAAACUGUCGGUGCACUCACUAGGCUGAAGGGGGCACAAAGUACUCGACUGGGAGGUACCCAGAAACCCCAUGAAAUUGUUCUCCGCGUCAGAAGGAUGUUGCGAAACUUCAAGUGGGUAUUGCUCAGUCCCAGGACUACCAAUUAUUAUUACUAUUUGGAGAGGUGGUGAUGCGACAUCCAUGGCCACCAAGGACUUGUGGGAGGUCACUUUCAGGAAGCAUUUAUUUGGGACCGGGACUUGGCACAAAACGGUCAGGAACUUGCCGCUGGCGCAGUGGAUGGUCGCAGCCAGGUUAAACUUCAAUCCUUGAUUGCUCGAGCUAGACCCCUAUGAUCUGAGCGCUCUUUGGACAUCUUGCAUCUCUAAACCAGAGCUCUUCGAGGACAUAGCUCUUGGGUAUAACUUGUUGGAGUUGCUCUGUUUUGGGGAUAUUAUCGUAAGUCACCCUGGUGGCUGUAGUUAACUCAAAGACUGAAUAAUUUAAUUAUGUCCCAGACACCAAGGCGCCGGAGUAGGAUUGUGUUUAGUUUGAUGACUCUCUGUUGGGAAUGUCUGUUGAAAUGUGUGUUUCUGAAUAAAACUUGUACCUGUUUUAUCCUCCUGGAGAUUAAUCUUGAUGAUCUUAGCCAAUCCUUCCCAUAGGAAACCAUUGGGAGGCUAUUGCGCAUACGCUGCACUGCACUAAUCUGCAUCUCUUCAGAGAUGCAUUCAAUUAAUCCAUCUAUAUGGGGAACAGUCAGCGUCUCCAUGCAGAGCGUGGAAGUGCUGAACGCCAGUGCUAGUCUGGACUAGAAGCACAACUCUAGUGGCCGUCUGAGUGACUGUCAUUAAAAACACUGCCUUUUCUCUAACAAUGUAGUAUUUACAGUGCUAACACUGCAGAAACAGGCUAUAGCAACCGGAACCACUGCUGUAGUAGUUCUGAUGGCUAUGGUAACCCUUAAAAAAAUAAAUAAAAUGUUCUUUUCCCCCUACAUACUAUGCUUUUUCUUUUGUUUUUGGUGAAUAAAACUUAUUAAUAAUGAGGGUGAAUAUACUGGUAGAAAAUAAGGAAUACCUACCAUUUCCAGGUCUCAAUUCAAAGUCUAUUUUAAUCUUCCUGUCUUUCAGGUUCCUGUACAGUUCAGUGAUGUGGCAGUGUAUUUUUCGGAGGAGGAGUGGAACUAUUUAAAGGAAGAUCAGAAGUUGCUCUAUAAGGAUGUGAUGCUUGAAAACUACACACUCUUGAGAUCAAUGGGUGAGAAUAGAUAGGCUCAGAAAAAUGUGCUAACAUACCAUGUGUAAUUAUGAAGGACCAGAAUUUUAAGGGGACUUGCAUUUGUGGUUUUGUUGGGGGACGUGAUUCCGGCAAUAAACAAAUGCAUUAUACAGAUUAAGGAACAGUGCACACACAAAUAAAAUAGUAUACAUUUUUACCACUUUUCUUGGCAAACAAAUAUGGGGAUUCAGUUACACCAUAUGGCCAUAUUAUAUUAAGUCCACCACUUUGUCAUCGUACCCCAAUAUCAAUGGGUCAUUCAUGAGUUUUGACAUGAGGGAUUUGCAUUCUAACAUCAAUAUCAAAGUUACUAACAACCUAAUCGCAGCCAUAUCCAAAGGCCACUACUCCAUACUAAUUCCUCUUGCCCUCUCUGCUGCCUUUGACAUCGUUGAUCAUGCUCUACUUCUUCAAACUCUUCAAUCGCUCUCUCUGUGACACUGUCCUCUCAUGGUUUUCCUCUUAUCUCUCCCAACGCUCAUUCAGUGUCUCCUUUUCUAAUGACACCUCCUCCCCUCGUCCUGUCUCAGUUGGAGUCCCCCAAGGCUCUGUACUUGGUUCCCUUCUAUUUUCUCUUUAUACUGCCUCUCUUGGUAAACUUAUUACCUCUUUUGGUUUCCACUACCACCUGAACGCUGAUGACACCCAGAUAUAUCUCUCCUCCACGGACCUCUCUCCUGCCGUCCUGCAACGUGUCACUGCUUGCCUUUCUUCGAUCUCUGACUAGAUGUCCUCCCGCUUUCUGAAACUCAAUCUCUAUAAAACUGAGCUCCUUGUCUUUCCUCCUUCUAAUACUGAUCCUCCUCUUUCACUCUCCCUUCAAGUUUGUGGUACCCACAUCAGUCCAUCCUUGCAAGCGUGCUGUCUUGGCGUCAUACUUGAUUCUGGCCUCACCUUUCAGCCUCACAUCCAGUAUGUUGUCAAAUCCUGUAGAUUCCAUCUUAAAAACAUAUCCCGCAUCCGCUCUUUCUUUCACAAGAUGCUACUGAGGAGCUUGUCCAUGCUCUAGUGAUUUCCUGCAUGGAUUAUUGUAACUCUCUCCUGAUUGGUCUUCCCAAAAGCCGUACUGCACCACUUCAGUCCAUAAUGAACACUGCUGCCAGACUGAUUUUCCUCUCUAGUCGGUUCUCACACCUCACCCCUCUGUCAGGCUUUACAUUGGCUUCGUGUAUGCUAUAGGAGUCAAUUCAAGGUACUAAUUCACACCUAUAAAGCACUGAACAACUCUAGCCCCUCAUAUCUUUUUACAGAUCCAUAGGUAUGUCCCUUCUCGGUCUCUCCGCUCUGCCCGUGACCACCUCCUGUCCGUUGUUCACACCCGUACGGCCAACUCACGCUUGCAGGCGGCUCCCUUCCUAUGGCAUAGCCUGCCUACUGCCAUCAGACUCUCCCCUAGUCUUGCAUCUUUUAAGAAGUGCCUUAAAACCCAUCUCUUUAGGAAAGCUUAUGGCUUCCCAGACUAACCUCUCACAUACCUGUCCCUUGCUCUCUCCUAAAAGGCAGCCCACCUUAUUUGAUUGCAAAUUCCUGUCCUAUUGUGUUUUACACCCGACCUCCUAUAGAAUGUAAGCUCGUUUGAGCAGGGUCCUCUCCAACCUAUUGUUCCUGUAAGUUCUCUUGUAAUUGUCCUAUUUAUAGUUACAUCCCCCCCCUCUCAUAAUAUUGUAAAGAGCUACGGAAUCUGGCGCUAUAUAAAUGGCAAUAAUAAUACUGACUUCUUAAACUGCUUCCAUAGACUCCUCUCAAUGUAUGCAUUCCUGUGAUCACCUCUAAAGGGUAGAGUGGAUGGGUUGGGUACUUAGCCCAGUAACAAUCUGAUCUGGAGUCCAACAUGAAAAAAAUGGUACCAUGGAGAAUUAUGAAGCUCCAUAAUUUUAUGGGGGACAUGAUCCCAUGAUAUAUUUUGUUUGUGUGGUUUUUUUUGUUUAGUUUUUUUGUCUUGUUGGGGGAAAGGAUUCCUGCUAUAAAUAAAUGCAUUACCUUGAUUUGCAUUUUAAAUCUAGGACUGUUUGCUUGUUGGCCUAAAACUGAAAAAGAACUUUGUUUAGAGGGUUACUUCCAUGUUGAUGGCCACUUCUGCUCUAUUCCAGUGUGUGUGGUUUUUUUUUAAUCUAGAUUUGUCUUCAUGAUGCCACACUUCUAAAUAAAAAAAUAUAUAGUUAAAUAAAAGAACAAAUUAAUAAAAUAACAAUUGUCAUAAAUCCAAACUGUGGUAUUUUUUUUGUGUGUUUUUUUUUCUACUGUUCAUAAACACAUUUUUAGUUAAAAAAAUAAAGAUAGUAUUGAUCAUUCACUUCCUAUAAACACUGGCAAAUACUGUGUGUCAUAUAUUGUUUUAUGUCAUAAAUAUUAGGUUAUCUCCACAAAAUGCCAACGGUUGUUUCAAAGAUUCAGCAAGGAGAGAAGCCUUAUUUAUUGGACCAUAUCCAGCAUGGGACAAACCUGAUACAUUCAUUCAAAGGUAAGUAAAGCAAAUGUCUAAUAGCACAACUUUAUUAUCAAUGCUAAAUAAUACACCAUUCUAAGUGUGAGAAUAAAGCAUAAUAUUUAUUAUGGUGUGUGUGUGUGUGUGUGUGUGUUUUUUUUUUUUUCUUCUUCUAAAAACACUUUAGACACAACUGGGUAAUCCCUCAAUCCUGGACUAGUAGUGGAGCCAUGAGGACUGGUUUGGGAAUCACUAGGGCUGGAUUAACAUAGGGGCUGAUGGAGCUGCAGUUCCAUGCCCGUGGAAUAGGCCCAGUGAUUAUUAUUUUUUUUCUUUUUUUUUUUUCUUUACUACUCUUCACAUGGUCUUAUUUAAGUAUGGAAACUUAAGAGGGACGUAGGGGAAAAAAUUGUGUGUGCUGGCUGACAAUGAAAUUAGUUAAGGUAAAGCUGACUUUGCACACUAUGCAAAUACUCUUGCUGCUUAGGUCUCGCUAACACUGUGGCAUAUUCCAUUUCUUCUACGCUCACUACAUCCACCUUUCCUCUGUCCCAGGCUGUAUACCAGGAGCGUUUGCCUGCUAAUAAAGUGUGGAGCGAGCGCAUCAUUACACAUUCAUGCCAAGCUCAGGGUGCUGUCUACAUAGUAUGCUCUCAGUUGGCCAGCCUGCAUGAUUGGCAGGCAGUCUGACAUGCAUUCACGCCAGGCUGGCCUUCUACUUUUUUGGAUAGGCACCUCCUCUUUUGGGGUAUGUUCACCCCUGUUGGUGGUUCUUGUUACGGGAUUCGCAUCAGUGGCCCACCCUUCUACGCCACCCACAGACAUCCUGCUUCACCGAACCUGCUGUUAGGGGUUAUGGAUUUACUUGAAAGCAAAAGAUUAGCAUAGGGUAUGUGUUUUCUUAUAGCUGCAUCUUGUGAGUUUCCCUCCUCCACCACAUACAUGACACGUAGGAGGUAUGACUGUUUGUGUUUUUUGUCGAUAAGGUUUAGUAAUUAGGCCCAUCAUAAUUGUCAGCACUAAGCCCAAUGGGCUCUUAAUCUGGCCCCAGGAAUCACUGUCUUAGUGAAUAACCCUGUAACAAUCAGCCCCUGUCAAACUUCCUGACAGUUAAUAUCUGCUGGGGGGAAAGAAAAUCUGUAUUCAGUACAUCAGAAGUGUUGGGGGGAAAAAAAAAACCACACAAAUCUAUACUAAAUUAAAAAGGUUUAAAGGGAUUCUCUAGUGCCAGAAAAACAAACCAGUUUUCCUGGCAUAGAGAAUCCUGGAGUGCCCCCCUUUCUCCCGUCCCCCAUCCGGGGGAUGUCCCUUGGUGCUGGGUCAGGCUUUGCCCACGCUGACAUCCACCGGUGAGGGAGACCUAAUGCUCAUGUUAAUAAAAACUGCACUAAUUACAGGGUGAUGGGAGUUGGCACCCAGACCAUUUCAAUGAGCUGAAGUGGUCUGGGUGCCUACAGUUUGUGUGUUCUCGUGCUUUAGACUAUGGGGAGAUUCUCUGCAUCGUUCACUGUAUUGAGGUCUUUUUUUUCCCUGUACCUAUUUGUUUACGAACCACAUUUACUACAUCAAAUAGUGCCUUUUAAAACACUUUACGGCAGAGAUGGCAACGUACAUUAUAUGCUCACCAAGUGCCAUAGUGAUGGAUGUAUUCCUCCAUAAAUCAUUUUGUCAAAAUAACUGGCAGAACUGGGCUAUUGUUAGAAGCCUUAGGAGUGAGGCAUUUAACGCUGGACAGUAUGUUGAAGCAAAUGUCAUUUGUCAUUGGGACACAGGCAAAAACAUGCUUCUGAUCCUAUAGGUUUACAAUAAAUUGUCUAAGCUAUAAAUGGGGAUGACACUUUUAGCCUGCUAUAGGAUGUUAGUUGUGUUUUUUUAUUUUUUUUUUAUUUUUUUUAUAUAUAUCUAUAUCUCCAUUUUCUCUGUAAAUCAAUGUGGUAUCUGAGAAAUUGCAAUAUUAAUAUUUUGCACAAAAACAUGCCUCUGGACCCGUGACUAAUUGUCAUAGUUUGUUAUAUUGGUAUAAUAAAAUGUAAUAUUUGUCUUAACAGAUGGUCUGGAAGGAUCUAAUGCCUCACCGUGUAAAAUAGAAAUUGAUGCCCACACUGAUGAACUGCACAAUGACAAAAGGUCAUAUAGAAUGCCGAGACAAAUCAUAGAUGUAAAGGAAAGCUGUACACCCCCAUUCAAGGUGUAUAACCUGCGUAAACGUGUACCGGUACAAUACACAGCAGAUUCCGACGAAAUGGAGAAAUGUUCCUUUAAGAACUUGCAGCUGAACAAUAAUACAUUUGGUGGACCAGCUGAAUGUUUAGAGAGAAAGCCAGUUCAAAGUGUUUGCAAAAGAAAGCAAAAACCUGUCCUGGGAGAAUCACCGUAUCCUUGCAAUGAAUGCAGUAAAAGCUUUGCUAAUAAAGCCUACCUAGUCAAUCACCAGAAGUUCCAUACUGGAGAAGCACCUUAUGAAUGCUCAGAGUGUGGGAAAUGCUUUAAAUUGGUGUGUCUCUUAAGGAGACAUCAGAUCAUUCAUACAGGCGAGAAGCCUCAUGUCUGCAGUGAGUGUAGAAAAUGUUUUACCCACUAUUCCUCUUUAACGAAACACCAACGAAUACACACAGGGGAGAAACCACACAAAUGUUCUGAAUGUGGGAAAAGAUUUACCCUUACCACGUAUCUUAUAGUACACCAGAGAACUCAUACAGGAGAGCGACCGUAUAUUUGCAAGGAGUGUGGACAUACCUUCACACAGAGCUCAGCAUUGACUAUACACCAGCGAUCACAUACGGGUGAGAAACCUUAUAUCUGCACAGAAUGUGGAAAAGGUUUCACUCACAGAUCACAUCUGAUCACACACCAAAGGUUACACACGGACGAGAGACCCUUUGCUUGUAAACAAUGUGGGAAAACCUUCAAGCACAGCUCCUACCUUAUAGUACACCAAAGAUCCCAUACUGGCGAAAGACCUUACUCCUGUCAUCAUUGUGAUAGAAAGUUUGCACAAAGUUCACAACUUGCAACGCACCUAAAAUCACACGAGAUGGAGAACAGCAUAUAAACUACCUGGAACAAAGCAACAUUCGUGGUACUUGAACCUGUUUCACUUUUUUUUUUCUUUUUUGACAAAACUAAAUUAAUCAAAUUGAUGCAUCAGUUCUGUUCUUUGUAAUCACACCAAAAGUGACAAUAUUUAUAUAUAAAAAAAAA